AUGGCGACUCUCACCAUGACUCCUCCCACCCGCCAGCCUUUCGCUAGCCUGGACACACCGCGAAUGGGAUCAGUUAUGCGGACAAAGCUAAACCGUCAAAACAUCCAAAAUAGCGUAUCUCUCUCCAAGAAGAACUCCAUCUUCAUUGAAGACUCGGAGAACAUCGACCCCUACACACGCAGUCUCUCCGCAAAGCGCAAGCGCACUCUGGACGACGACGAAAUCUCCAAGGGGUCCCCCAAACCCAAGACAUCCCGCAUCGCCCUCUCCACCCGCGCCACCACCAAUGUCUCACACUUCUCCACCCCCUUGAAGACAAUCCCAUCCACCCCUAAAUCAGCACCAACCCUCAAACCAGCUGGUCGGACUCCACCAUCCAAGUCAUGCAAGGCACUCGGUCGCCGGUCGGCCAUCGCCAAGUCCAGACCCGACUCAGGCAAGCGGGCCGUUGCCCGUCCUUUUUCCCUUGCUACGGCUCUCAGCCAGUCGAAGCCCGCACCUAAACCUAAGGCACCGUCGGGCUGGUUCUUCGAUAUCCAUGUCGACUCUGAGCAGGAGGAGAUGACAAACCUCAUGCAGCACUCGACCGGUGUACUUGAUAUCAGCGAUGACGAGGGUAAGACCGCUGCUGAUGCGCGCGGCAAGGAGAAUGUUCCACCCUCCGAGCUUGGUAUUGAUUUGCCUCGUAAUAGCCAGGCCGUUGCCCUGGCUGCUGCUGCCGAGGCUCGGAAGGCCGAGAAGAUGGAAGAGGACCGUUCCCCGCUUGGUGAGCUUACUGCCUCGGAUUAUUAUCCCGAGGACUGUAAUGCUUUCUCCUAUGCUGUUGUCUAUGACGACGAUAAUGGUCCUCCUGCUAAGUUGACACCUGUCUUGCCGCCUCCUGCUUUCUCGUCUGAGAUUACCACCUCUAUUGCUUCCUUGCUGGAGACGGCUCUUCCGCCAAAGUCUGAGAGUAAGGAAGCUGAGGCUGUGCCUGUGUCUGCUUCCGAGGGUAAGACUGAAUCCUCUUAA
Penicillium pulvis is the source of this 1011-nucleotide messenger RNA. RefSeq lists its product as uncharacterized. NCBI's taxonomy places the organism in Eukaryota, Fungi, Ascomycota, Eurotiomycetes, Eurotiales, Aspergillaceae. The record is from RefSeq and is a predicted model, not a curated record. The coding region runs from base 1 to 1011 and encodes 336 amino acids. The transcript has 2 exons.